AUGUCUAUCGUAUUGCCAGCCUUGCAAGGCCCAAAGACCCCUGCUUUUGAGUCCGUCAAGUCGUACUCCGCCCCAGCUCGUCGUCCUAUCGAGCCUGUCGGCAGAUACUUCUUGGCUCAUGCCACCAGAACCUUGAGAGGCCACACCUGGUCUGAGUUCGAGAAGUUGGAGGCCGAGAGAAACGUCAAGCAGAUCGAGACCAACGAGGACGAGGACUUGGGAGAUGAGGAGCAGGACGCUGAAUUGCUUUCCCACGAUCCAAGAGAGUGGAAGACUGCCGACUUGUAUGCCGUGUUGGGAUUGUCCCACUUGAGAUGGAGAGCUACUGAGGAUCAGAUCAGAAGAGCCCACAGAAAGCAGGUGUUGAAGCAUCACCCAGACAAGAAGUCUGCUGCUGGAGGUUUGGACCAGGAUGGUUUCUUCAAGAUCAUUCAGAAGGCAUUCGAGGUGAUGUUGGACAACAACAAGAGACAGCAGUUCGACUCUGUGGAUGAGAAUGCUGUUGUUGCUGCUCCAGCUCCAAAGACUCAGUAUGACUUCUUCGAGGCUUGGGGACCUGUUUUCGACUCCGAGGCUCACUUCUCCAAGAAGCAGCCUGUGCCUUCUUUGGGUACUUCCGAGUCCACCAAGGAGGAGGUUGAUGCUUUCUACAGAUUCUGGGGAAGUUUCGACUCCUGGAAGACUUUCGAGUUCAAGGACGAGGAUGUUCCAGAUGACACUGCCAACAGAGACCACAAGCGUUACAUCGAGCGUAAGAACAUCUCCAACAGAAAGAAGUUGAAGGUCGAGGACAACAAGAGACUCAUUGAGCUUGUUUCUCGUGCUCAGGCUGAGGACCCAAGAAUCAAGCAGUUCAAGGAUGCUGCUAAGAAGGAGAAGGAGAGACAAAAGUGGGAGAGAGAGGCUGGUUCUAGAGCUGCUGCUGAGGAGGCUGCUAAGAAGAAGGCCGAGGAAGAGGCUGCUAAGAAGGCUGCUGAGGAGGAAGCAGCUAAGGCUAAGGUGGACAGCAAGAAGGCCAAGGAGGCUGCCAAGUCUGCCAAGAAGAAGAACAAGAGAGCUGUCAGAGGUGGUGCUAAGGACAAGGACUACUUCGGAGAGGAGGCUCAGGCUGCUGCCAUUGAUGGUGACAUUGAGUUGUUGCUUGAGAAGUUGGACGACCUUCAGUUGUCUUCUCUUGCUUCCAAGGUUGGUGGAGAUGCUGCUUCCGUCAAGGCUGCUUACACCGAGGCUGCUGCUGAGUUGACUGCUUCUGGCUCGCUCAGUGCUGGCCUCAUCAAGUACUUCGCU
Messenger RNA from Sungouiella intermedia, 1287 nucleotides. The record is from the annotation of a GenBank genome assembly. NCBI's taxonomy places the organism in Eukaryota, Fungi, Ascomycota, Pichiomycetes, Serinales, Metschnikowiaceae.